This is a messenger RNA of Cercopithifilaria johnstoni, 306 nucleotides long. The record is from the annotation of a GenBank genome assembly. Lineage: Eukaryota; Metazoa; Nematoda; Chromadorea; Rhabditida; Onchocercidae.
AUGGAUCAAAAUCCCACGUUUCCUUCUACUACUGCAACCAGCGUGGAAUUACAACUGAAUCCUGCAGUUAAUGAUGGCGAAAAUAUAGCAUUAACUGAUAACUCUAAUUUAUCACAUGCCGUCUAUUCACAUAUUCGAUCGCAAAGUGGGAGUGAGAUAACCGUUGAUGCAAAUGCGAAAACGGCAAAGAAUAGCAAUACUGUAGAACUUGGCCAUAUUGCUCAACAAUUGUAUAUCAUCAGAAGAUUGAUAUUUUUCGUGUUCUUUGUGAUUUACAUCAUUUCUAUACCAAUUUGCUUGUUCUAA